Molecule: messenger RNA, 2482 nt
Organism: Thamnophis elegans (Western terrestrial garter snake)
Lineage: Eukaryota; Metazoa; Chordata; Lepidosauria; Squamata; Natricidae
Gene: PPARA
Product: peroxisome proliferator activated receptor alpha
Exons: 9
Coding region: 932-2236 (434 amino acids)
Biological process (GO): hormone-mediated signaling pathway; positive regulation of transcription by RNA polymerase II; cell differentiation
Cellular component (GO): nucleus
Molecular function (GO): zinc ion binding; RNA polymerase II cis-regulatory region sequence-specific DNA binding; nuclear receptor activity
Source: RefSeq, a predicted model, not a curated record
UCCAAAGUUUGCUUAGAGAUUAUGUUUAUGGAUUAAACCCCUAUUUGCCAGAGGCUUGGACUUUGCACCCGGCGGCUUCUUUGUAUUUCCCAGCCAAAGUCCAACUCAAAAAAUUGCCUUUAAAUUAGUCGGUAAAGGAGGUUGGAAGAACCGUAUUCUCUGCCUGUGUGGAGGAAAAGCCAGUUCUGAUAGGAGCGUCCGUGAGAUUUCUGCCAUCUGGGCAACAAGAUAAGACGAAGAACUUCCUUGCCAUCCUAUGUGAGUCACGUGCCCUUUGAAGGAGGUGGAUUUUACCUAUGACCAGUGGAGUAAAGGUGUUCUCCUUGAGGUUAUGGCUUUGGCAGAAGCCACUGAAGCCACUGAAAUCAAACCCAACUCGCUGAGAUUUUCUGCUAUCAGCCUGGGGGUGUGUGACUGUUACUUUCUAUAAGGGAAAAAAACACACCUUUCUGCAAGUCACUUUUACUCUCUUAACCCUGGUCACCUGCUCAGACAUUUCUGGCACAGUCUAAAAGUCCUUGGAAGGACAGGAAGGGUGCAUUAUAGUGACCGGUGGAAAUAGCAGCGGACCAGAAUUCGUGGUGAAUCAGUCCCCAAGAAGCAAAUGCGCCAAUGUAAUGGCAGAAAAACAUGAAGUGGACACUUUUUCUUCUUCUAGUUUUCCCAAAACCUGUCAGAAAUGUCGUUAAGCGAAUCACAUGGUUAAGUGAAUCCGUUUUUCCGUAUUGACUUUGCUUGUCGGAAACUGGCUGAGGAAGCUGGAAAGUGUGACUGCAGGACAUUGCAACAGGUCAGAGACAUCUGACUCAUGCUAAUGGAAACACUUGACCUCAUCAAAAUGGCGGACUUAGAAUGCAGCCAGCUCUGCCCCUUUGUUCCCUUAAAGGACUAUCAAGAUCCUCUUCCUUUAUCUUAAGAAAUUUUGCAAGAGAUGGAGAGCAUGAAAGAACUUUCACCGUCUAUAAACGCGGAAAGCUCUGGAGUAUUAACUGACUUCCAGUCGCUGGGAAAUGGUUCAGACGGAUCUGUCCACGCAGAUUCCUUCUCACCAGCAUCAAGCCCCUCAUCUGUGAAUCUCGCUGCUCUUCCAAGCAGCAAAGAGGAGCUCCCCAAUGUGGCCUUAAACAUUGAAUGUAGAAUCUGUGGAGAUAAAGCCUCAGGCUAUCACUAUGGAGUCCAUGCUUGCGAAGGUUGUAAGGGUUUUUUCAGGAGAACCAUCAGGCUGAAACUGAUUUACGACCGAUGUGAUCGCAACUGCAAAAUCCAGAAGAAGAACCGUAACAAGUGCCAAUACUGUCGUUUUCAGAAGUGCCUUUCCGUUGGGAUGUCCCAUAAUGCCAUUCGAUUUGGACGGAUGCCCAGAUCAGAAAAGGCAAAACUGAAAGCUGAAAUCCAAACAGGUGAACUUUGCAUAGAGAAUUCCGAAGUCGCAGAUCUUAAGUCACUGGCCAAGAGAAUUUAUGACGCCUAUUUGAAAAACUUUAAUAUGACCAAGCUCAAAGCAAGGCUUAUACUUGUGGGGAAAGCCAAUAACAAUCCUCCAUUUGUCAUACACGAUAUGGACACGUUAUGCAUGGCCGAGAAGACGCUGGUGGCAAAACUUGUCGCAAACGGAAUACAAAACAAGGAGGCAGAGGUGAGGAUUUUCCACUGCUGCCAGUGCACCUCCGUAGAGGCGGUGACGGAACUCACAGAAUUUGCCAAAUCGAUUCCGGGCUUCUGCAGCCUUGACUUGAACGAUCAGGUGACCCUCUUAAAAUAUGGGGUGUACGAAGCCAUCUUUGCCAUGUUGGCCUCCGUGAUGAACAAAGACGGGAUGCUCGUGGCUUACGGAAACGGCUUCAUCACACGGGAAUUCCUCAAAAGUUUAAGGAAGCCUUUUUGUGAUAUCAUGGAGCCAAAGUUUGACUUUGCCAUGAAAUUCAACGCCUUGGAAUUAGAUGACAGCGACAUCUCCCUUUUCGUGGCUGCUAUAAUAUGUUGUGGAGAUCGGCCAGGCUUGGUAAACAUAGGACACAUUGAGAAGAUGCAGGAAAGCAUCGUGCACGUACUGAAACUUCACUUAGAAAACAACCAUCCGGAUGACAUCUUCCUGUUCCCCAAACUUCUCCAGAAAAUGGCAGAUCUCCGGCAGCUGGUCACAGAACACGCCCAGCUAGUUCAAAUAAUCAAAAAGACCGAAUCCGAUGCACACUUACAUCCUUUGCUACAAGAAAUAUACAAGGAUAUGUACUAAGGUGGUUUUCCCGUUUUGUACCGUAGGCAAAAGCCGUCGCUCACAUGGCCAGAUGCUUCAGGCGCAUUGGUCUCCAGCAUGCUUCAGCUGGAGCAUUUGCCAUCGUCCUAAAAUUUGGGUAACUGGAAUAUCCAUUUCUCUGGCAGGGGUUUCGGUAAUUGAAAGAAAUUGCGUAAUAGAGAGAGAGAUGAUGAUGAUAGUAAGGGGUGAUUUGAAAUUUGGGCCAUGGUGGGAAUUGCGUCAUGC